Molecule: messenger RNA, 1787 nt
Organism: Girardinichthys multiradiatus
Lineage: Eukaryota; Metazoa; Chordata; Actinopteri; Cyprinodontiformes; Goodeidae
Gene: trmt13
Product: tRNA methyltransferase 13 homolog
Exons: 12
Coding region: 179-1600 (473 amino acids)
Biological process (GO): tRNA methylation
Source: RefSeq, a predicted model, not a curated record
GCGUUGGCCUCAGAACAACGGCCAUGAUUGGCUGAAUAGUCCACUGCGCCCGCCCAUGAAUGAGUAAAAGAAAAAGAAGAAGAAGAAGCAGAACCCGGUACUGUGGGGCUGCAGAUGUUGAUGAAUCCAUUCUGUUCUGACGCCUCAAAGCUCCAACGGAGCUCCUGAACGCCUCAACAUGGCGGCGCCCCUGCUCGGUAGAUGCAGCUUCUUCGUCCAGAGAAAAAACCGUUUCUGUAAGAUGAUUGCCGGAAAAGGGAAACGUUUCUGUGGAGAGCACGCGACCAUGGAGGAGGGGGAUGGUGGCAGCAAGAGGAUCAGCUGUCCUCUGGACCCCAAACACACGGUGUCUGAAGACAACCUGGAGAAACACCUGAAGAAAUGCAACUCCAGAGAUAAACCCAAACCGGGUUAUUAUGUGGAGAACAUCAAUGCAGGUCAAGCUGACAAAGACCAGAAGCUUCAACAGGUGACUCUGUGUGAGCGCAGUAGAGCAGAGUUGGAGGCUCUGGUGGAAAAACUGAAGACAGCUGUUGAGGGUCUGCAGGGCGAUGUGGAGGACAGAACUUUGUCCCAUCCCAUCCUCCAAGAAGAGCUUCUUAACCCAAUGAAUGGAGACUCUGCCCACAAACACCUGAAGCAGCAGGCCUCUAUCUUAGGUCACCUGCAGGAGCUGGGGCUGCUCAAAAGGGGGCACUGCUUUGUGGAGUUCGGAGCAGGUCGAGGAAAACUGUCCCACUGGAUCCACAAGGCCCUGAAGAACCCUGAGAACCCAGAAAUCUGUGAAUAUCAGAAGAUCAUCAACAAUCCAGAGACCUUUGAGGACCUUCAGCUACUGCUUGUGGAGCGCUCCAGCACCCGAUUCAAGGUGGAUGGGAAGCAUCAGGAUGCCGGAGUGCCGUUUGAGAGGCUACAGGUGGACAUUCAACACCUGGAUCUGAGUAAAGUUCCCCUGCUGAGGAAGAAAAAGCUCCCGUUGGUUGGAGUCGGGAAGCAUCUCUGUGGAGCAGCGACAGAUCUUGCUCUCCGGUGCUUAUUAGAAACAACCAGAGUCAGAGAGGAUCCUGAACCACCUCCGAAACGCCUUAAAGAGCCAGAAACUGUGCCGAAAUCAGAGGAUGAUGCAGAGACAGCCCCACCUGACUCCAGUUCAAGUACUGGUACUAGUAAGGGUCCAGUGCUGGGCCUGGCAGUGGCACUGUGCUGUCACCAUCGCUGUGAGUGGCGUCACUACGUGGGUCAGCACUUCUUCCUCCAGAGAGGACUUGGAGCUGUUGAGUUCUCCACCUUCUGUCGGAUGUCCAGCUGGGCUACGUGUGGGCUCAGACUGGCCAAUCAGAGCUGCCCAUCACAUGAUCCCACCAAUCAGAGAGGAGAGGAUGAAGACCAUGAAGCAGCAGAGGAGACCGAAGCAGUGAGCAGGUUCUGGACAGCAGCUGAGCGAGAGCAGGUGGGUCGUCUCUGCAAACUGUUGAUUGACUGCGGCAGACGUGACUUCCUGAAGACCAAAGGAUUCAGCAGCAGACUGACUCGUUAUGUGGAGACUGCAGUGACUCUGGAGAACGUCUUGCUAACUGCAGUACCCUCCUCUUCUUCCUGAUGUUCUGCUACAUUUACAGGAAACUGAUAGCCUUGUUUUAGGUUUGGACAAAGUAAGACGUCAUGUUGGAUGGAUCGGGUUUCAGAGGAGCAUCAAUAUAUUGAUUAUUGGACCGUGCAGCUAAAAUAAGAGGACAACUCUUUAUAUAAAAUCUGUUUUAAUAAAAAUUAACUCUUCAUCAGAUAAA